Messenger RNA from Penicillium brasilianum, 862 nucleotides. The record is from the annotation of a GenBank genome assembly. NCBI's taxonomy places the organism in Eukaryota, Fungi, Ascomycota, Eurotiomycetes, Eurotiales, Aspergillaceae.
AUGAACGAACAAGUUGCUGCCCUUGGUUGUAGUGACAUGCAAAGAGCGAAUGCACACCUCUCUAUCCGACGCACCCGCGACCCUCCCAAGAACAAAGAAGGCCAAAUCUUCUGCGACCACACUGAUUGUCAGGCUUCGCCGCCUACUUUCCGCCGCCGUUGUGAAUGGAACAAACACAUGGAUAAACACGAUCGGCCUUACAAGUGCUACGAACCUGAUUGCGAAAAGAUUCAAGGCUUUACCUACUCUGGCGGCCUCUUGCGCCACCAGCGCGAAGUCCACAAGAAGAACAACGAGACCAAGAACCCCAUGAUGUGUCCCUAUGCCGAUUGCAACCGCAGCACCGGCAAGGGAUUUACGCGCCAAGAAAAUCUUCGAGAGCACUUGCGUCGUCGCCACAUGCACAGGGAGGAGGGUGCAACAGCCCCAAUUCUUGUGGACAUGCCAUGGGAGCGCGCCAAGGAUGUAGAGGGCGUUCGCGCUAACUAUGUCCCGGCCACUGGUCUCAAGCGCAGACGUGAUUCGUCCGAUGGCGGCCUCCCCGUUCCCCAUAAGAAUGGCGGUGAUCUUUACAACGAAGUCGAGCGACUGCGUCGUGAAGUCCUGGAGAAGGAUCGCCGCCUCGCGCAGCUGGAGCGCAUCGUUGCCGAUCUCCAACAAGCCAUCCCCAAGCCGCCCAUACUCGAAAACGGUCCUCAGCUUACGCAGGCAAUGCCUUCCUUCCCUGGCAACCCGGAUCACCGGCCCCAUAAUUGAUGUACCUUGAGUUACAGUGCUUAGUAUGGUAGUGAUCUUCCGCCUGUGGCCCAAAAAAUCCAACGAAAUUGCUAUCUUUUCAGUAGUGAUUCACUCUGCAUUUGCC